AAUCUCCAGCGCUCACCGGAGGACAGGACACUCCGGAGUUGCACGCACACCAUGGACUGAAACUCACCAAGAGAUCAACAUUAUCAGCUGUAAAUCCCUGCUCUACAAGCAAACGACUUAAUUUGCGUCUAUUUUUUUGUCUCUGGAAGUUCAGCUCUCAUCAGAUCCCUAGGUAUGAUUCAGAGGAAGGAGAUCAUGCUUUCUGUGCUUAGGGAGCUCCAGGAGGCCACAGAGAGCUCUGGCCUGGACACCCUGACCAGAGUGGCCCUGGAGGUGGACCAGGUUCUCGCUCCCUUCCAGCUCCCAAGGACCCCCUGUCAGGAUUUCCCUGAGUGGGCAGGCGUUGAUGACACUGCUCGUGGCUUGUAUCCAACUGAUGCACCCCUGGGCCUCCUGCCUCUAAACUGCAAGGGAGAGGGCAACGUACUGUUCGAUGCUGUUAGCAUGCUGUUAGUGGGCAACACUGAACUGAGCUUGGAGCUACAGGUACGGACAGUAGUGGAAAUGGUGUUGUGGAAGAGAUACUACCUGUCUGGAAUGAUCGAUUCAAAAGUGAUGCUUCAAGCGGUUCGCUUCAGUCUCUGUGCCGAAGAGUCUCAGGACAUGCUCAACCUGCCUGUAACAGUCUUGGAGGCCAUCUUUGAUGCAGAUGUCAAAGCAUCCUGCUUCCCCGGCUCCUACGCCAAUAUGUGGCAUGUGUAUGCCCUGUCAUCUGUCCUGCAUUUCAACAUCUACUCCAUCUACCCAAUGUUCAAUCUCAAGAUCCGACCCUAUUUCAACCGUGUCAUAUGUCCAAGGACCAGGACGAAAGACUCUGAGACACUAACCCUCCACAUCAUGUGGUCUGGUGAGCUGCAGUCCGAGUCUUUGUUCAGGCCAAAUCAUUUUGUGGCACUAGUCCAGAUAAGUGACCUCACUAUCGGAAGCCCUGACAGUGAGCAGAGGGAGUUGCCACUCAAGAGCGAGGAGCUGCUGAACCAGGACUCGCAGCUUUCUUACCUAAGUCUAAAGGACAAGUACAACAUCACCAAGAGGACCUUCUACCGCUGGAAGAGGCAGACGCAGGAGCACUGCAAAAAGUCAGCAGCCAGGUACGAGGCAAAGUAUUUCCUGCAGGCCUGCUACCUGGAGGGCAAACUCAUCCCUCUGCACCAGUUUAAAGAGUUUUUCCCAGAGAUCUCAAGGUCGUCUUACUACAACUGGAAGCACGAGCUUCUGAAAUCCGGAGGAACCUUCUCCACCUCAUCAUCGGCCGGAGAGAUCAGUCCUGGAGAGAGCACGGAACAGGAGGCCUGGUCUUCACCUGAAGCAAAGCAGGACCCCGAGCCAGACCACCACGACAGCGUGGCCGGUAUGUUUGGCCUCAGCCUCGGCAAGCUGGAUCUGGACCGGGCCCAGAAUGUCGCUCAUAUGCAGGAAGCUAAGCGCUGUCUGCAAAACUGCAUUGCUAUGAACGCCUCCCUCCCCUUCAGGAUCUUCAAAAGAAAUUUCCCAGGGAUCUCCAGAUCAACCUACUACAACUGGAGGAGAGAGGCCAUGCUGUUUAACGGAGGUUACAAAGGCAGUGUUGGCAGCAGUGAGGACAGCUCAGAUGCAGACAAGAGUCACAGUCCAAAAAGUCUUUUGCCCUUCCUGCCCACCACCACCCAGCCUGUUGUAGCCAGAACAAGGAUCUGCAGGCGAAAACACAGAAGUUUCAGGCUGGCAUACCUGAGCAAAAAGCAGCUCAGAGAUGCUGCAAAGCUGCAUGUCCAGAAGUCCAAAUGGUCCCUGACAAAGUUCAAGCUCAAGUUCCCUUCCAUGUCCCCGUGUUUCUACUGGCUGUGGCGUAGCAGUCAGAACCGGAAGAAGAAGAUGCUCACACAGAGUGCAGUGGUUAACCUUCCUGAGAGUCUGGAGAACACUCUUACAGAGAACAAGAUUAUGGAGAGGAGGAUGGAUACUCAGCAUGUGCUUCCAUUUGUUGAGAGUCCUCAGUAUCUAGAAAGUUCCUCAGUGCCCUCCUUUGAUGGCCAACACUCAAAGCACACCCUUCACAGCAAGGCUCCCAUAGAUGAGCAGAUGUUUGCGAUGGAUGUUGUGGCUCUGGCCAACUUCAAGGCCAAGGCCAAGCUGUUUCUGCAGCAGCGCUUUGAGGAGAAAUCCUUCCCCACAUUUAAAGAAUUCAGGUCUUACUUCCCCUUUACUCCACGCUCGACGUACUACAUGUGGAAGCGGGCUUUGCAUCAUGGGGUGUCACUGGUUCAUGGGUAAAUGUACAAAGCUUUAACCCCGUGGGGUUACGGGGUUCCAGCAUGAGUGCUCUGUUAAAGAACUUCUUCGCUCCAAAAACUUCACAUUUGUCUCUCUGCCUGUGCAUUUUAUUGUAAACAUACUACCUAUACAUUGUUGACCUCAUGUUUUCAUGGUCUAAAUUAACUGGCUUACCAUCUAAAUGCAUUGUGUCCUUCCUCUGCACCACCACCUCAGCUCACUUCUCCCUCCCGGACAUUUGCACGUGUGUUGCGCAAACUGAGUUGUGGGUCUGUUCCACAUGCCAUGCCCUCCUGGCAACAGUUUACGUGGUGUCUUUACUUGAAAGCUGUUGUUUAGUGGCAUUUUGUUUGAAACCUUUUCUACUUCUACUUCAUUCCCUUUUAAGGAUGCUAAGUGCUGUACUUGGGGCCCUUUUACAGUUUCCAUUGUAGUAAGAUUGUUGAUGCUUAAAUAUAUUCUUUUUUUGGUGAUGCACAUUAGAUUGAUCUGGGAGAUUCAUGGUGGUUUAAUGUUGUGUUUUUUUUUUGUUUUGUUUUUUUAAUUCAUUGAAUGUAGAGAGCUGCCAGAAUUUGUUCAGAGAUUAGUUUACUCUCCUUGUUCAGACAUCAUCACAAACAGGGUUCCUUGUUCAUAUUUGUCCUUUUAAUUAUUAAAUGUACUCACCUCAGAAAUUCACUUUGUGCACCGAAGUUUUAGAUGAUUUAAUGACCUACUUUUAAAAUGCCGCUCUUUCCUCUGGCAAGAACCUGGUAUGAACAUUAUAGAAACUGUGAGUUUUGUCACACUUUGCACUAAAAUAAUUCCCAUUACUCUGUUCAAUGUAUUGUCUUAACCAGCUUGCACCUUUUUGGUUAAGUUUCAAUUUUCCAACAAUUCUACUGAGAAAUGUUUACGUGGUGUCUUUACUUGAAAGCUGAAUAUAAAUGAAGAUAUUUUAUUUUUUGUACAAUCCUUCAUUUCAAACUACCUAUUUUCUUGUAAUAUUGGGGAAUAUUUUAUAAGCUAUGUUUUGUCUACUUUUUUUUUUUUUUUUCAGUAAAUGUCUACUAUUUUUCAAUUAAUGAAGUUCCACUUCACUGCACACAGACAAGCGUGUUUUACAGAACUGCCACUGUUACAACCCUAAAUAAUAGAAGUUUCAAUUUGUACUUAGUGUAUUUAUUUUUCUUAUUCAUUUCAUGUCUGAAAUUGGUACUGUUGAUACUGACAGCCUGCAUUAUAGUCAGUGAAGAAAUCUGUGCUGUUAGGCUGUAUAUCAGUAAACUAAAAAUAAAAUCUUCCGGCAUCAA
Messenger RNA from Micropterus salmoides (largemouth bass), 3545 nucleotides. RefSeq names its product vertebrae development associated (gene vrtn). Lineage: Eukaryota; Metazoa; Chordata; Actinopteri; Centrarchiformes; Centrarchidae. The record is from RefSeq and is a predicted model, not a curated record. Gene Ontology annotation, biological process: regulation of transcription by RNA polymerase II. Gene Ontology annotation, cellular component: chromatin. Bases 175 to 2253 code for a protein of 692 amino acids. The transcript has 3 exons.